This is a messenger RNA of Symbiodinium sp. CCMP2592, 489 nucleotides long. The record is from the annotation of a GenBank genome assembly. Lineage: Eukaryota; Dinophyceae; Suessiales; Symbiodiniaceae.
AUGGAGAUCCCACAGAGCUCGGUCGGGAGGUUGAUCGGCGUACGCGCCAAAAGGUUGAGGGCCAUCCAAGUACAUGCAAAGGUUCACGUCGUUGUCAUGCAGCACGCCCCCAAAGAGGAGAUGGCACAGGUGAAGAUCACUGGCGCUCCUCGCGAUGUCGACCUCUGCAAACAGGUCGUCAGCGGCAUCAUUGAUGGCUCGAUCAGUUCAGAUGAUGUGGCGCAGCUUGCGCAGUGUCAUGCACUUGAUUCCGCAGACCGCGAGCCCAAGCUUCCCGAGACCUCGGUGCAGGUUCCCGUUCUUCCUGCGGGUGGCACCAGGGAUGCAUCCACUUCGGCGCGUGGCCAAACUGAGCAAGUUCUUCUCACACGAGCCAGCGCUGUCAGGCUGCCGAGGAUCAGGCCGGCAGGCGAAGGAAGGUCAUCCUUUGAGGAGAGCAAGAAGAAGUAUCAGGGCGGAGCGGGUCACUAUAAAAAGCGCAGGGGAUGA